AUGAUUGAGACUUCUGGCAAAGCCAUGAACGAAUAUCCUGGACUAGGACUACCCCUUCGCCAUUGGGAACAGACCGACUACGACUUCUAUCCGAUCGGGUCCCACCCCAAUGCCCAUGGCAGCGAGUCAGAUAUCAUCCCUGUGCGAGAGCUUGCCGUGAUGGAUGUCUUGGAAAAGCUCACUGACAAGCCCGACUGGCAUAAGAAGAUCUUUGAUGAAGAAAUCGUUGCCAGGUGGCGUAAAGAGGCCCUCGCCAUUCCUGAUGGACAUUUUUGGCACCUUGCUACCGCUGGGAUGAGACAGUAUUGGACCGACGACGAGGACCGGCUCGAGCUUCACAACGGCCGGGGUUCUUGUCCACUUGAGAACAUCUUGGACGAAGCUACAUUCGACACGUGUGUUCAAGAGCUUCGUAGCAAAGCCAAGUAUUUCGAAGAAUCGGGCAUCAUACCUUCUCUCGACGCAUGUGCUUCCGUAGCCAAGUCUGAUACGCUCGUUACUAGCGAGCUACACACCAAUCUUCGCAAGGCUUUUGACAAGCUUCAGUCGGACCACGCUGCAUCUCCUGAUUGGCACCCCAACUCGAACAAUAUGGUGCAGGAUCUGGAGCAGGUCGGUGUGGCGGACGCCGUGGAGCGCUGGUCCGGUAAAGGCGAGGUCAUCCCCCAGCAGGGGCUCGAAGAGACUACAGCGCAGAACCGGCACUAUUACGGCCUUGGAGGCAGUGACAUCCCACCGGAAUACUGGUUUAAUCAGUACCAAUGGCUGCCAGCCAACUUGGCCUUCCAAGAGGAUGGGUCUGUAAAAUUUACGAGCUACAUCAACAAUCUUCACCCUACAAGAUAUCCCGACAUAUACCGCACUAUCGAAAAACUAGUCGAGACAUCCAUACCCAUGUGGGAUCAGUGUUUGAGGUUUGCAGUCGGCUACUAUGAGUACGAAGGGGCCGGCCGUAUGGAGACUCGCAGCGGUAAACCUGGGAAUGCUGAUGACGAGAACGAAGAGAAUUGGACGCCCAAUAAGGAAGAGUGUGCUGAUGUAGAAGCCAGCGAAGAAGACCUGGAGGAAGAAGGGUACUACGAUGACUACGACAACGAUGAGGAUCGCCAAGAAAGGUUGCUGGAGGCCAAGUGGAGGAUCGUUCGCAAACCUCGCAUGAUGCCAAUUCGCGCUGAUGACGUAUCCUACGCGCCGCAACCAGGCAAGCGUCUUGCUGAUAAGUUCCGCGAUUCGGGACUUCAGAUCAUUGUCAAGAUGGCCUCGAUUGAACUUACGCCCGAGAAGCCGGACUUCCCUCUGGGCGGGUGGCACAUUGAGGGACAAAUGAACGAAAGCAUCUGCGCAACUGCCCUGUAUUACCUGGACAGCGAGAACAUCACUGACAACAGCCUCUCGUUUCGUAUGCAGACGUCCGCUUACCUGCAGGAUGACGAACCCUACAAUGUUGGACAAUGCGCCUAUAACUGGAUGGAGCAAAACUACGGAAGCGUACAAACACGCGAAGGCCGGCUCCUUGCCUUCCCCAAUAUCUUUCAACAUCGUGUUUCUCCCUUUAGUCUUAUCGACCCUACAAAGCCCGGGCAUCGUCGCUUCAUUGCACUUUGGCUUGUCGAUCCUACAAAACGCAUCAUCUCCACGGCGAAUGUUCCGCCUCAACAGAUGGACUGGUACGUCGACGCGCUCCUUGGAUCAAACACCAAGUCGCGUCAAGAAGCGCUGUCGAAACUUCCUCCCGACCUUAUCAAUAUGCUAGCCGAGAAGGGACUUGCAAAUCUUUCUGCCACUUCUGAAGGUCGACUGCCCGAAGAGCUCAUGGACUACGUGCGCGAGUAUUUCGAUGAAGCCAAAUAUUCCCUUCCUAUGGGUUUCCAAGAGGCAAGCGAGCACCGCAAAAAGCUUAUGCAGGAAAGGGGCGCAUUUGUUCGGACAGCAGAGGAAGAAUUGCAGGGGGCGACUUACAGCUUCUGUGAGCAUUAA
Molecule: messenger RNA, 1977 nt
Organism: Alternaria hordeiaustralica
Lineage: Eukaryota; Fungi; Ascomycota; Dothideomycetes; Pleosporales; Pleosporaceae
Exons: 6
Coding region: 1-1977 (658 amino acids)
Source: RefSeq, a predicted model, not a curated record